CAUCCGUUUCUUACUGAUUUACAUUAAUUUUAAAUAAACUACUGCCGUGAGGAUGAUAUAAUAAUUCGACAAAUGACAACCUUAAAAUAUAAAAAUGUAUUUACAGAGUAUUCUGCGGUGUAGUUUGGUGCCACUCCUCAUCCGUAACCUCCGCUUCGUCACUUCCGCCCGGCAGCAGCGCUGCACUCGGUCAACACCGCAAACAAACGAGCAGCUGAGAGGGAAGAGCCCGGCUUGUCGCCUCAUUGACCGUAACCCGGAGUUUUGGUUUGACGGCUCUUGUGUUGGCCGGCCGCUAGUUAGCUAGCAUGCUGCUAGAGCAACGAGCUGCUGUUUCUGCACAUCGGACGUCCCCAAAUUUAAUCUCGCCAUGACCGAGUUAAGGUCUCGAAAAACUGACUCUUCGGAGGGAGAUAAAGAAGAGGACGAGACCCCAAAGGAGCUCGAGUUGGAGACCACACGGGGUGAUGGGAGUGCGUCUGUCGGCGGAGAGCGCGAGCAGCAGCAGCAGAAAGAAGGCGAAGGAGAAGGAGACGACGCUCUGCAGGAAAGGGGACAGUCCAACCGUCCUUCAGAGUCUUCUGUCAAAAGAUCCAAGUGCUCUUUUGCAUCCGGGUUACUGCAGCGCCUUGCGAGGCUGUUCUUCGGAUGCCUGGCAGCAGUUGCUUGCGGCGUGCUUUAUGCCAUCUAUAUGUCUUUGUACCACGACAGAAAGUUCUGGUUUUCGAUGAGACAGGAGCUCGAGCGAGAAAUCACCUUCCAAGGAGGCAGCGGGUUCUAUUAUUACUACUACAAGCACAUGCUGACGGCCCCGUCCUUUGAGAGAGGGUUGUAUGAGCUGAUGGUAGACAACAGGACUCUUUCGGGUCAGACCUUCAACGCAGUGGAGCGUUUUUCACUGUAUCCAGAGGUCAUCACAAGCUUCGUGUACCGAGUCACAGGCGGCCAGGAUUUUGUGGAGCCGAUCUACUUCUACGUUGGAGCGGUUUUCGGUCUCCAGGCCAUCUAUGUAACCGCCUUGUUUGUGUGCAGCUGGGUGAUGAGCGGCACCUGGGUGGCCGGCAUGUUGACCGUGUCCUGGUAUGUGAUCAACAGACCGGAUACAACCAAAGUGGACUUUGCCAUACCUCUGCGGGACAACUGGGCUCUGCCUUACUUCUCCUGCCAGGUUGCAGCUUUGACUGGAUUCCUGAGUAAUAACAUCAGCUCUGCCACCGAGAUGUGCUGCUACCUCACCCUGAGUGCCACCACCUUCAUCUUCCUCCUGGUCUGGGAGCACAGCCACUACGUGCUCUUCAUCCAAGGCCUCUGUCUUUUCUUGCUGGACUCUUUUGACCUGGUGCCAGUGCGUAAGAUGGCCGACAUUCACAAAGCCUACCUGGGUGCUUUGUUCUUGGCCUACUUGUUCCAGUUUCAGAACCCGGCCCUGCUCAGCUCGCCUCUGCUCAGCCUCCUGAUUGGCUCAGUGAUCGCGAGGUACUUUCAGCAAAAGAUGAAGAUGGGACCUCUCGUGGCCAGAGUCAUGAAGCUCUUCCUUCACUUCUACCUGGUCUUUACCACUGGGAUCACCUUCAGUUAUUUGGUCAAGAAACUUAUGCCUGUAAGUGAGAGUGACUUCAUUUUGAAAUUCCUUGAAGUAAAAUUUGGGCUCAACACCACGACUGACUUUAUCACCAACGUCCUCCUAUGCCAAGAGAGUUUCCAGACACCCGGUCAGGACUUCUUUCUGCGCCUGACGCAGGCCUCGGUGCUUCCAUUCUACUUGCUGGUGCUCGCUGUGUGUCUGCUGUCCACCCUGCAGACCAUUUACAGGAGACUCAGUGGCCAGCCAUUGAAACCUAACCUCCGACUUGAAGACGGACGCAUAGGGGAGCAGCCCGAGGUCAGCUAUCAUGUUUUUCACACGUUGCUUUUCGGAGGCCUGGCCCUGCUGUUUGACGGGAUGAAAUUCAUAUGGACCCCGUACGUCUGCAUGUUUACAGCGUUCGGCGUGUGUUCUCCUGAACUUUGGAUGACUGUGUUAAAGUGGCUCAAACUGAAGUCCAUCCACCCCGUAGUACUGUCCUUGAUCCUGAGCACAGCAGUUCCUACUAUCAUUGGUUUCAGUUUAUGGAGAGAGUACUGCCCUCGUGUCUUAGCAGAGUUGUCCGACGUGCAGGAGUUUUACGAUCCAGACACAGUGGAGCUGAUCAGCUGGAUCAACUCCCAGGCUCCGGGGGCGGCGGUCUUUGCAGGAAGUCCUCAGCUUUUGGGAACAGUGAAGUUGUGUUCAGGCUCAGCUGUGACCAGUUUACCGCUUUACUCCGACAUCAACCUACUGAGGAGGUCGGAGGACAGUUAUCAGGUGUAUUCAAUGAGGUCUGCAGAGGACAUUUACAAGAUUCUGACCUCUCAGAAGGCAAACUAUGUGAUCGUCGAGGAGUCAAUUAGCAACGAGCUUAGUCUUAAUAAAGGCUGUCGGAUCAAAGACCUGCUGGACAUCGCCAAUGGACAUGUGGUUUAUGACAAAGGAGAGAUUUACUCUUUCUCCAAGCACGGGAGGUUCUGCCACGAGAUAAAGAUGAACUACUCGCCCUACACAAACUACUUCACCCGGGUUUUCUGGAACCGAUCGUACCACGUGUACAAAGUGAACUCGGUCAUCUCCUUUCAGUACUGACAGCGGCCCCCACCUCCUCCCGCUGAGGCCCACUGCGCCCGGCUCUACGGCCCAUCCACCACGUUCCACAGAACUCGGGAGGAGGGACAACGUCUACUCAAUGGGAUCCUGCACACAGUGGAGUAGAUGCUGAAGCUCUAAAGUCAAAUACAUGAUUUGACUAAGACCAACAUGAAAGGGCCCUGUUGAAGCCAUGAGGAAGGGUCACUGGACUGUAGUUUGAUAAGCAGUGCGUUACUAUGAUGUAUUUAAGGAAGGGUUGGCUGAUAUGUGUGCUAAAGGUGAGCAAAUCCCCCCCCCCCUCAGUUCAUAACUCUACUUCAUUCAGCCGCUGAAUAUAUUUUAAGCUCUGCAACAGGUGUGACAUGUAGAGGAGUUGCUUCAAACGCAAUGGAUAUUUAUGAAAAGAUUUUUUAUUUUUAAUGCAUCAGAAUUCUGCGCUAUUAUUCAAAGGGAGCUGGAGGCAUCUUCUGAUGCUGCUCAUUUCUGUUUCUACAGUACCAGCUAGUUUGACUGGUACGUUAUGUUUCCAUUGUUUUCUUCUGGAUGCCUUCUUUGGAAAUGUGGGAAGUGCCUGACCAACAGCCCUUUGAUAAUCCCACCUUUAGUUGCGUCUGAGGCUAACCGUUCCAAGUAUUAGGUGGAAAGUUCCCUCUGGUGCUACCAAGUCUGACCAAUAACUGUCCCUCUGCAAAAGGCCAUGUAAUGACUUAGGUUUCAAUUGUGGAAAAUAAAAAUGUGUGAAAAACGGAUUUCCUUAUGUUGCCAUUUAGU
Molecule: messenger RNA, 3433 nt
Organism: Pungitius pungitius (ninespine stickleback)
Lineage: Eukaryota; Metazoa; Chordata; Actinopteri; Perciformes; Gasterosteidae
Product: probable C-mannosyltransferase DPY19L4
Exons: 19
Coding region: 371-2659 (762 amino acids)
Cellular component (GO): nuclear inner membrane
Molecular function (GO): mannosyltransferase activity
Source: RefSeq, a predicted model, not a curated record